CAUCACCACCACAACCAUCCUCCUUAUAUUCACAAUUUCAUCUCUCUCUCUUCCCCCCCUCUCCCUCUCUCUCUUUCUCCAUGGCCCAGAAUCACUCUCUCAGCUUGCUUGUAGCAGCCAUGGAUGGUCUCUGGUUUAACCAAGUCAUUCUUUUCUCGAACCCCAUGUCACUACUCUGCCCCACUACCCUCAGAAUUGCACCACAAACUACCUCAUCAGAUUCUCUUUUGUAUUGCUCAUCCGACCUUUCUGCACCACCUCCUUCAGAAGAAGAAACCUCAGCUCACUCAUCCGCAAGCCCUCUUCCACAGUUAGUAGAUGAGGAAGAUGAUCCCAAGAAUGAAGGUGAAGACAAGGAAAUGAAGCAGAAGGAAAGACCCAACAGGUUGAAUCUUAUGACAAGAAAAACCCGCUCAUUUUCAUCAUCACCUGCCACUAAAAAACGUGCUAAAAAUCACAGAUACUUGGGUGCAGUGACAAGUUUACCCAAAACCAUGAGCUGCAAGAGCUUGAGGGAGCUAGAACUUGAAGAAGUGAAGGGGUUCAUGGAUUUAGGUUUCAAAUUCAAAAGAGAACAUUUAAGUCCACGAAUGAUAACCGUAAUCCCUGGCUUGCAGAGACUCGGAGGAUACAACAAUGAUCAGGAAACUGAACUAUCAGAUUCCACUCAAUCAGCUAAUUAUAAAGAUGAUAAAAUCGAAGAAGAAGAAGAGGAGGAGAGAGCUGUAGUGAGGCCGUAUCUUUCUGAAGCAUGGUUAAUAAAGAGACCUGAUUCUCCAUUACUAAACCUAAAGAUGCCAAGGGUGUCUGCCUCUGCUGACAUGAAGAAACAUCUAUGGCACUGGGCUAGAACUGUGGCAUAUGUAAUUCAGCAGCAAUCUUGAAAGUAGUUCAUCCUCCCACAUAACUACAGAGAUGCAUAUGCUCAUGCUGUGGAGAUCAAACAAUCAAUCCGGAAUCAAGAAUCUCUUUCAAACACAGCUGCAAUUGUAAAAAGGAAUAAAGAUCGAUGUGAAACAAAGUGUGCAAAUGUAUUUUUGUUACUGUUUACCUUUCCUUUCCCCAAACAAGGAACGGAAUAGAAUGUUUUUUUGUAAGUAAAGCAAAUCGGAACUUUCGUUCUACUUUAUCU
Molecule: messenger RNA, 1132 nt
Organism: Vitis riparia (riverbank grape)
Lineage: Eukaryota; Viridiplantae; Streptophyta; Magnoliopsida; Vitales; Vitaceae
Exons: 2
Coding region: 81-884 (267 amino acids)
Source: RefSeq, a predicted model, not a curated record